GUCAUCAGAUAGGAAGUCUCACUGGCAGCUGGCAGCUAGAAUAUCACCUUGUUCUCACCUGACCAUGCAGACUUUUCUGAGUGACAGUUUUUAGAAAUGGAUACUAAUGGAAUUGUAGAGAGCAGGACGAAUGGGAAUGAAAGUUCUUCACAUUCAUUGACAAUAUGUGGGAACUGUUUGAGAUGUAUUCGCAGGUUGAUUCCUGUUGAAUUCAAAAAAGAAAUGAUUGAAUUAGCAACAAUGGCUGGGCCUGUGGUUAUGGCUCAGCUCAUGGUCUUUUUAGUGAGUUUCGUCAGUACAGUUUUCUGUGGCCAUUUGGGGAAGACAGAACUGGCAGGGGUGGCUCUCGCCAUAGCUGUGAUUAAUGUUACAGGUGUCUCCAUUGGGUAUGGUUUAUCAUCAGCGUGUGACACACUCAUAUCUCAGACCUUUGGGAGCCGUAACCUCCUGAAAGUUGGGGUCAUUCUACAGAGAGCCAUCCUCAUUCAACUUCUGGCCUGUUUCCCAUGCUGGGCUGUUCUCAUCAACACAGAACCCAUCCUCCUGGCUGUCAAACAGAGCCCAGAGGUUGCCAGGCUGUCUCAGAUGUAUGUGAAGAUUUUUAUGCCAGCACUCCCAGCCACAUUUAUUUACCAGCUGGAGGCCAGAUAUCUACAGAAUCAGGGAAUCAUAUGGCCGCAGGUCAUCACAGGUUUGGUGGCCAACCUACUGAAUGCCCUCAUCAACUACAUCUUCCUCUAUGCUCUGGACCUGGGUGUAGCUGGGUCUGCGUGGGCCAACACCAUCUCUCAGCUCUCUCUGGCUGCUAUGCUCUAUGCCUACAUCCUGUGGAAGGAACUACAUAAGGCCACAUGGGCAGGCUGGUCUUGGGAGUGCCUGGAAGACUGGGGCACCUACAUCCACCUGGCCAUUCCUAGCAUGAUCAUGCUGUGUGUGGAGUGGUGGACCUAUGAGAUUGGAGGCUUUCUAGCAGGUCUGAUAAGUGAGGUAGAGCUUGGAGCACAAUCAGUCGUCUUCGAACUGGCAAGCAUUUGUUACAUGUUCCCUCUAGGGUUCAGUGUGGCAGGCAGUGUGAGGGUGGGCAAUGCUCUGGGGGCUGGAGAUACAGAGCAGGCCAAGCUGUCUGCCAAGCUGGCCAUGUUCUGUGCUGGGUCAGUUUCUGUGUGCUUGUCGGUUCUUGUUGGGAUACUGAAGGACAAAAUCUCCUACGUCUUUACAUAUGAUGAGCAGAUCAGAGAGAGGGUUGCUCAAGUUAUGGCUUUCUACGCCCCUUUUCUUCUGUUAGAUGCAAUAUCGGCUGCCUCAGGUAGUAUUAUAAGGGGGGCAGGGAAGCAGAAGGUUGGGGCGAUAUGCAACAUCUUGGGUUACUAUGGGGUUGGCUUUCCUAUUGGAGUGUCCCUGAUGUUUGCUGCCAAACUAGGAAUCAUGGGCCUGUGGACCGGUCUGUUUACCUGUGUGUUCCUACAGUCCUCCUUCCUCAUCGUCUACCUAUCCAGAAUGAACUGGAAGAAAGCCUCUGUAGAGGCCCAGAUCAGAGCUGGGGUACAGGGGAACUCUACAGACACGGACAAGGCCCCGGAGGCACAUUCAAAUGAUUCAGCUCCCUGUGAGGGCCACACAAACAGAAAUGCCCUGGCUGAGGAUGGGGCUGAUGCUGACGGUGAGGCUGGGGACAGGGUGGCCCUCAGCAAGGUGGAGGCCUUGCUGGCCCACAGGGCCCUGGUAAUGCGGAGGGGCCUGGCUCUGUGUGUCAUGCUCUUCAUCCUGGCCCUGGGAAUCAUCAUCAACCUACUGCUCACCAACCUCACUUGAUGAACACAGAGUGAGUUCCGGAGAGAAUGGGUUUCAGAACGAAUGGGUUCCAGAGAUCGCUUCACUCAGCCAGAGUGGUCAGAGGACCAUCCAAGCAACGAUGCAGAGAAGAUAGGAGUGGAGAGGAGUUGGCCAAACUACAGUAUGGUGCCAAAAUUCCAGUACUGUUGAUCUGUGAGGAGCCAAGGGAUUAUUUAUUCUGGGGCUUUUCAUUAAUCAUCUGAAUGAAACUGUAUCACACUGUCUGAGCUGAUUACACAAACCAAUGAAACCUAAUGUUUUCUGAUGGUAAUGUGAUAUAUUGUAAACCAAAAAGUAAAGACAGACUCACGUGGUACCAUCCAAAAUGUUAGUAUUCUAUUCAUUCAUUCCAAAACCAGUGGCGUCAUGCCCAUAGGGGGCACAAAUGCACGUGCUGCCUCAGAAUUGUCCUGUUUUUACAUUUUUCAGGUGUUCAAUUAAUUUCUAAACAUAAUUUUUAAGCCCAUGUUUUAACAUAAUUAUUUAUAAGAAGAUCUGUCAGCUGUAUUUUGCGGAGGAGCACACUGACUGGACCAGGCAAAGAGUACACUAGAUACUCUAGUGCGUGCAGUAUCGUCAAUGGAGAAGGAGAGAGAUAGUGUAGAGUGACACACACAGCGUUUGAUUUGAUUUUAGCUGCCGGUGAUGGGCAGAAGGGUAUGUUUGUAAAUUAAGUUGAUCAAGCUGUGUAGCCCAUUGAUUCCUUCUUGAUGAAUAAAUCAAAUGAAAAUG
Messenger RNA from Coregonus clupeaformis (lake whitefish), 2565 nucleotides. RefSeq names its product multidrug and toxin extrusion protein 1. The transcript is spliced from 17 exons. Bases 97 to 1812 code for a protein of 571 amino acids. The record is from RefSeq and is a predicted model, not a curated record. Gene Ontology annotation, cellular component: membrane. Gene Ontology annotation, molecular function: antiporter activity; xenobiotic transmembrane transporter activity. Lineage: Eukaryota; Metazoa; Chordata; Actinopteri; Salmoniformes; Salmonidae. Gene Ontology annotation, biological process: xenobiotic detoxification by transmembrane export across the plasma membrane.